Messenger RNA from Erigeron canadensis, 1167 nucleotides. RefSeq names its product FT-interacting protein 7-like. The transcript is spliced from 3 exons. Lineage: Eukaryota; Viridiplantae; Streptophyta; Magnoliopsida; Asterales; Asteraceae. The coding region runs from base 1 to 1167 and encodes 388 amino acids. The record is from RefSeq and is a predicted model, not a curated record.
AUGAUGCUGGGUUUGAAGCUCCAGUUGUCGUCAACUAUCGAAAUUGUUGAUAGAAUUACAUUUACUUCAUAUGAAUUAAUAGGGAAGACAGGCCUGGCCUUGAAUAUCGUCCCACAAAGAUUUGAUUCCACAGAACCCCUCCAAUCUCAGUGGCUGAAGCUCUUUGAACUUCCUUCGUCCAUCCAUGGAAGAUUCAAAAAAAAAAAGAACCCAGGGGAGAUCCUUGUCAAAAUAUGUUUGGAGGCUGGUUACCAUGUUUACAACGGACAUCAUGGUGACUUUCAGCCUUCAGCAAAUCAUAUGAAGAAAGAAAGCAUCGGGAGUCUCCAAUUAACAAUUUUGGGUGCACGAGGGUUACCACCAAUGAAGAAACAAACAGAUGGUGGAAGUGGAACUACAGAUGCUUAUUGUGUAGCCGUCUAUGGAAACAAAUGGGUACGAACUACAACCAUUAUCAACAGUCAAGAGCCUUUUUGGAAUGAGCACUGUUCUUGGGAAAUAUAUGAUCCUUGUACUGUAAUCAAGAUUGGCAUUUUUGAUGAUAGCAUGAAACACACCAGUGAUGAUAUAAGGAUUGGUAGAGUGUUUAUUCAGCUACAGACUCUGGAAUUAAGCUCUCUGUGUAGAUGGUUUGAUGAGAUUUGUCGAUGGAGGAAUCCGUUGAAAACAAUUUUCAUCCAUGUCUUGUAUCUUGUGUUCAUUUUGUACCCAAAGCUCAUACUGCCUUCGUUCUUUCUAUCCUUGUCCAUGAUUGGGUUGUGGAACUACAGACUCAUACCAAUAAACCCGCCUCGCCUGGAUGCUCGUCUUUCACUGGCAGAAAAAACAGAUCUUGAUUAUCUGGAUGAGGAAUUUGACACUUUCCCAACAUCUCAAAAGAUUGAUAUAGUGAAAAGGAGGUAUGAUCAAUUAAGAAGAAUUCACGGAAGGUAUCAAACAGUAUAUGGAGAUAUUGCGACACUAGGCGAGAAAGUGAUGGCUAUAUUUACCUGUGCAGAUUUAAGGGCUACAUCAAUCUUCACAAUAAUCGCAUUUGUCGGGGUUAUCUUCAUCUAUAUGGCUUCAUUUAAAUUGGUGGCGAUUUUAUUGGGACUUUACUGGCUGCGUCAUCCAUGUCUUAGAAGCAAAAACCCUUCAAUACUAAACUGCCAGCAGAUAAUGGCCUAA